Brassica rapa (field mustard) is the source of this 1095-nucleotide messenger RNA. Its product is annotated as ethylene-responsive transcription factor ERF025. The record is from RefSeq and is a predicted model, not a curated record. Gene Ontology annotation, molecular function: DNA-binding transcription factor activity; DNA binding. Gene Ontology annotation, biological process: regulation of DNA-templated transcription. NCBI's taxonomy places the organism in Eukaryota, Viridiplantae, Streptophyta, Magnoliopsida, Brassicales, Brassicaceae.
CACGCAUAUAUAUAAAUAUAUAAACACACAUUGAUCCAAAAAAGCAGAACACAGACACUUUAGUAAGUUUAAUUAUCAGACAGAACUUUAAGCUUCUUUGUGUUUCUUACUAUGUCGAACAUUAGCGAUUCUCCGACCACGGGGAAUAAACAAAUGACGACGUUUCCUCUAGCUUCAGUCGCAUUGCCUUCCAAACCUUCUGAUCAUCAGUCUCCUCAAUCCUCUCCAGGCUCAUCUUCUUCCCCAUCUCCGUCACCGAGACCUUCUCACUCCGCCGGUGGAUCUUCCACGAAGAGAACGACGACCGGAUUAUCCGGCCGGCACUCAUUUUUCAGGGGGAUUCGGCUACGGAACGGAAAAUGGGUGUCGGAGAUUCGAGAGCCGCGUAAAACGACGCGAAUUUGGCUCGGGACUUAUCCGGUACCGGAGAUGGCUGCCGCCGCUUACGACGUUGCGGCGCUGGCUCUGAAAGGCCCCGACGCCGUUUUGAAUUUUCCUGGUUUGGCUUUGACGUAUGUGGCUCCGGCUUCGAACUCUGCUGCGGAUAUAAGAGCUGCCGCCGCGAGAGCCGCCGAGACGAAGCAACCGGACCCGGGUGGAGUCGAGAAGGUAAUGGAACCGGGUCAACCCGGAAGGGAGGAGGAGGAAAAAGCAAUGCUUUCUUCGUUGGAGUUUAUGGACGAGGAAGCCAUGUUGGAUAUGCCGAAUUUGUUGACGGAGAUGGCGGAAGGGAUGCUGAUGAGCCCACCCAGAAUGAUAAAUCCGACGAUGGAGGAUGAUUCGCUGGAGAAUCAUGAAGGAGAUAGUCUCUGGAGUUACAAAUGAUUCCAUCUAAGCGGUCAUUUUCUUCUUCUCUCUUCCUUUUCAGGUCCUAUGAGAUUUUUGUUUUUGUUUUUGUUUUUUUUUUGCUUUUUGGGUCGUUGUUGUUGUCAAUCAAAACAGGUUAUUAAGAUCUAAUAUGCUGCAUGCUGAAUUGCUCUAUGAUUGUUAUAUUUUUUUCUACUUAUGAUUUAUAUGAGGCAAAUAUAGUCACAGAAUUAUAUUUUUGGUAGACUGUGUUUCUUUUUGUGUAUAAAAGUUCUACUAAGUUGUGUA